Molecule: messenger RNA, 984 nt
Organism: Periophthalmus magnuspinnatus
Lineage: Eukaryota; Metazoa; Chordata; Actinopteri; Gobiiformes; Gobiidae
Product: trace amine-associated receptor 1-like
Exons: 2
Coding region: 1-984 (327 amino acids)
Biological process (GO): G protein-coupled receptor signaling pathway
Cellular component (GO): membrane
Molecular function (GO): trace-amine receptor activity
Source: RefSeq, a predicted model, not a curated record
AUGGACACUCUGGAAUUGGAGUUCUGCUUUCCAACAUUGAACAACUCCUGCAAGAAGACCCUUCACUCUGAGCCACAAGCCACACUGAUCUACAGCGUCCUGUCCACCAUCACUGUCCUCACUGUGGUCCUCAACCUGCUGGUCAUCAUCUCCAUCUUCCACUUCAGGCAGCUUCACACCUGUACCAACCUUCUCCUCCUCUCGUUGGCCUUCUCAGACUUCCUUGUUGGUUCAAUCCAGAUGCCCUGUCAGAUCUUCCAUUACAGAGGCUGCUGGUUCCUCGGUGAUAUUACUUGUGUUGUUUAUUACUUCUCUGGUUUUCUGGCUGUCAGCGCCUCUGUGGGAAACGUGGUGCUUAUAUCAAUAGACCGGUACGUGGCCAUCUGCGACCCAUUGUCUUACCCCGCAAAGGUGACUGUAACGCGGAUAAAAGCCUGCAUAGGUCUGUGUUGGAUAUUUUCUAUUGUACACGCGAGCUGGAUUCUAAGAGACAUGUUUAAACAGCCUGAUGUGUAUAAUUCUUGCAUUGGCGAGUGCAUGCUCGCAGUGAACCACGCUGAAGGGACUGUGGACAUAGUCGCCACGUUCAUCAUCCCGUUUACACUCAUCACAGUGUUAUAUUUGAGAGUUUUUUCUGUGGCGGUGUCCCAAGCCCGUGCCGUUCGGUCUCAUAUAGGCACCAUUGCUUUGCAGCGUUCAGGGGCGAUGGCAAAGAAAUCCGAGCUAAAAGCAGCCAAAACUCUGGGGGUGCUUGUGACAGUUUUUCUCUUUUGCUCAUGUCCAUAUUAUGCCUUUUCAGUGGCAGGGGAGAGUAACCAGAUUGGGGCUUCAUCCGGAGGGGUACAAUUAUGGCUCAUCUAUUUUAAUUCAUGUGCCAACCCUCUAAUCUACACGUUUAGCUACUCGUGGUUUAGGAGGUGUAUCAAACGGAUUGUAACGCUCCAGAUUCUGCAGCCGGACUCCAGACAAAGCAACGUACUAUAA